Messenger RNA from Symbiodinium sp. CCMP2592, 1187 nucleotides. NCBI's taxonomy places the organism in Eukaryota, Dinophyceae, Suessiales, Symbiodiniaceae. The record is from the annotation of a GenBank genome assembly.
AUGCCGCAGCCCUCGGCGGCAAGGAAUGCGUGCCACUGCGUAGUCGGCCUUGGAUCGAAUGCAGCGUUGGUGCUGGACUUCGGUGCCUGGGAUCGCGAAUGGCAUGGCAUUGACAGCGGUGCAUGGUGUGGCGGCAGACCGGCUGCUCUUCAAAUAGAGGACAUGCUUCGGCACGGCGGCCUGAAGCAGAAUGCCAAUGCCCAGAAAAGCAAAUUCCACCUGGCUGCUGUCCGUUUCCUUGAAGGCAAGGCUGAGGACCACGAUGAAGGCCAGGGGGUGGACGAAGAUAAGACAACCGUGAAACGGCUGGUCUCGUCUGAUACUGGCGGCCCCACAGCCGCCCAAUGCUUGACGGCGCUGGAAGUUCUACUUGCUGGAGGAAUGUUUUACAACAUCAUGGAGGCUGCGGCUGAGGCCGCCUUCAACGUGGACCGCCGUCGCCUGCAGCAACCCGUUCGGGCAGUGGCCUUGGCUGAGGAUGCAAGAGGCGGCUUCGAGCUUUUGAAGGUGCGGUACGUCAUGGCCGACUGGUCCGUUCAUUGCCGCAUGCUAGACCUGGCCACGGCUGAGAAGGCCGCACUGGAGAAAGCCAGAUCGCUGCCUGACACCCUGGCCAGCUUCUUGCCGGAGGAAGCCCUCCGGAAUGCUUUCAAAGACAAGAUCCGCAUCUUUAUGGCCGACGGGGAAUUUAGCGAGCCUCUGGCGGCACGGCUGAGGAAAGUCCAGGGAACCCUGCCGGGAUUGAAGGCGAUUAUGAGAUGCUCCGUCCAUAGUGGACAAAGGUCGCUCGAAAAGGCCUUGUCGUCUGACCCGGAUGUGCAGGGUCUUCUCCAGAGCUGGGUGCUUGGAUUUUCCGAUGGUAGUGGGAAAAAUCCAGGAGGAUUUUGCAGGGCUGUGCGAAACUCGCAGAAGCUCCAGCGGCUGACGGCAGAGAAGCAGCUUGAGGGUGUGGACGAAAGCCUGAGGCGAUUGUGCCACUUCGGCUUUGCACCCCAACGUUUCAACACCGUCUGCGAUGCUUGCGUCAACGUGGCUGAGAACAUAGAUGCGGUCUGCAAUGUCCUGAGCCAUCUCGCAGCGGUGGAUGAUGCACUGUCAGGUUGGGCCACUAAGCUUCUUCAACAAUGCUUUCAGCCGGAGAAGCUCCUCCAACUUGGCUUGAUCGCGGAGCUUGCCUGUGCCGCUGC